Cladocopium goreaui is the source of this 828-nucleotide messenger RNA. Lineage: Eukaryota; Dinophyceae; Suessiales; Symbiodiniaceae. The record is from the annotation of a GenBank genome assembly.
AUGAGGUUGGGAUGUAGCCUCUUGGUACUACAGAUUUGGACGGCCUGUGCGGUUGCAGGUCCAGUGCACGUUGCUACGGCUGCUACGGAAAGGCAUUUCGGAUCCAACCAGGUGAUUCGACAAGAGACGAAAGAUGCUGGGAGUUCCCAGCUGGUUGAACAGCACGACAACAUGACUUUGGCCAUGAACUUUUCAGGCGCCGGCAGCGCCAUUCCGCCGGCCAUGGUCGACCCGCGGCUCCAUGAGACACGGCAGAGCAAGCUGCUCUGCGCGGAGCUUCUGGGGGCCUUAGUGGUGGUGGCAUUGGCGCCUGUGCUCGUCUAUCAGGGAUGGUAUGCCUUCGUCUCCCUCUCGACGCUUCUGAUGUCCCUGACCCUGGUCCAAGUGGCCAUGAAGGCGGCGCUGCACAAUGGCCUGCCGUACCCGUAUACCUUGACGGCCCUGCACAUGUCACUGACGGUGCUCACCGCCUUGGCCACCGGCCCGCCGCGCUCGGGCGAGCUCGCUUUGGCCUUGCGGACGCUGCCGGCCUCCGUGGCCAGCGGCGCGGCGGUGUUGAUGCACAACGUGGCGCUGACGCAGGCGAGCGUGAGCUUCGUGACAAUGCUUGGGACCUGCACACCGGUGGUGACCUACUGUGUUGAGUUGUUCAUUGGACAUCGACAAGGCACCUGGAAGAGUGGGGUCCCAGUCUUGAUGGCGUGCGUUGGAGGUGCUCUCUGUGUCCGUGGCGAACGGAGCAGCUCCGUAGUGGCUCUGCUGCUGGUCCUCUGUGGAUGCGCCUCACGUAGCGCGGAGAUCUCGUCAUUUUCGGUGGGGAAAGGCUAA